Molecule: messenger RNA, 7912 nt
Organism: Panthera uncia (snow leopard)
Lineage: Eukaryota; Metazoa; Chordata; Mammalia; Carnivora; Felidae
Gene: ILRUN
Product: inflammation and lipid regulator with UBA-like and NBR1-like domains
Exons: 5
Coding region: 203-1060 (285 amino acids)
Biological process (GO): macroautophagy
Cellular component (GO): phagophore assembly site
Molecular function (GO): ubiquitin binding
Source: RefSeq, a predicted model, not a curated record
GAGGGGGGGGAGCGAGAGAGUGAGUGAGUGGCUGAGUGAGUUUAUCCCUAUGAGGCGGUGAGAGGCCCGGGGCCUACCUUAAAGGAGCGGGGUCGCGGCGCCAGCUAGCAGCGAGCCCCCUCCCGGUCCCCGGGCCCGGCGGCGCGGCGGCGGCGGCGGCUCGGUUGUGAGGAGGCGGGGAAGCGGGUGUCCGGCCCCAGCCAUGGAGGGCAUGGACGUGGACCUGGACCCUGAGCUGAUGCAGAAGUUCAGCUGCUUGGGCACCACCGACAAGGACGUGCUCAUCUCUGAGUUCCAGCGACUGCUCGGCUUCCAGCUCAACCCGGCCGGCUGCGCCUUCUUCCUGGAUAUGACCAACUGGAACCUACAAGCAGCAAUUGGCGCCUAUUAUGACUUUGAGAGCCCAAACAUCAGUGUGCCCUCUAUGUCGUUUGUUGAAGAUGUCACCAUAGGAGAAGGGGAGUCGAUACCUCCAGAUACUCAAUUUAUAAAAACGUGGCGGAUCCAGAAUUCUGGGGCAGAGGCCUGGCCUCCAGGGGUUUGUCUUAAAUAUGUCGGGGGAGACCAAUUUGGACAUGUGAACAUGGUGAUGGUGAGAUCGCUAGAGCCCCAAGAGAUUGCAGAUGUCAGCGUCCAGAUGUGCAGCCCCAGCAGAGCAGGAAUGUAUCAGGGACAGUGGCGGAUGUGCACUGCUACAGGACUCUACUAUGGAGAUGUCAUCUGGGUGAUUCUCAGUGUGGAGGUGGGUGGACUUUUAGGAGUAACGCAGCAGCUGUCAUCUUUUGAAACGGAGUUCAACACACAGCCGCAUCGCAAGGUAGAAGGAAACUUCAACCCGUUUGCCUCUCCCCAAAAGAACCGACAAUCAGAUGAAAACAACUUAAAAGACCCUGGGGGUUCCGAGUUCGACUCGAUCAGCAAAAACACAUGGGCUCCUGCUCCUGACCAAACCGAGCAAGAUGAGAAUAGACUCUCACAGAACUCUGUAAAUCUGUCCCCCAGCAGUCACGCAAACAACUUAUCAGUAGUGACUUACAGUAAGGAAUCUCCUCUACUCUAGGAGAUGGCUAUGAGAGAGCUCUGUCUACCAGCUUACCACCUGGAUUCUAGCACCCUUGCUAUUACCUGGGAUUUGGGAGCUAGAAUUCCAAGCUGCAAAUAACUUUUCCUGAAGUCUUUACUGAAAGGGGAGAUCAAACCCAGCCAGUAUCCUUCAUCUCCUGUAGAACUUUAAAUAAUAUGUUUUCAUUCACAAUUACGUUUGAGUUUUAUUCUUUAUGGUGAUUUUCUUCAUUUGCCAUGAAGUAGGUGAAGGCUCUGGGAGUUGCCUUUGGCCAUGGGGAGCUUUAGAUGGACGGGAGGAAGAAUGCAAGGAGGGCGGAGAGAUGGAUGAUGAAGGGAGGAAGAAUGAGGGCUGCAUGAUGAAGGAUUGGAUGAAUGGGUAGAGGGAGAAUGGAUGGAUAGAUGAGGAGGUCCCCAGCAUGGCUAUAAAAGUCAGUUAAGAGCAGCAGAAAAACUGUGCCACAGAGGUAAGUAUAAAAAUGGUUUUACAGGGCUUUUUUAAAAAAUAAAUUUGUCACACUUACAACUGAAUCAAGCUUUGCAGCAGUUUUGGCACAGUGAGAAGACUAUGAACUGAGCCUGCCCCAUGAUCAGCCCUCGUGCAUAAAAAUAGGUUUCUUUUCUUUUUAAAGUUUGUUUAUUUGAGAGAGAAAGAGUACAGGUAGGGAGGGGCAGAGGGAGAGAGAGAAUCUGAGAGAGAGAAUCCCAAGCAGGCUUCACACUGAGGUGGAGCCCAACUUGGGGCUCAGUCUCACGAACCUGGGAUCAUGCCCUGAGCUGAAAUCAAGAGUUGGACACUUAACUGACUGAGCCAUGCCCUGGUUUAUUUGCUUUUCUUUGGCUGAUUCUCCUACUCGUGCUCAGCCAGUCCAUCAAACGUGUCUUUGAAAUUUUGAGGACUGUCCCACAAAAGUGGCUUGAACACCAGUGUUAAAGCUUCUGCAGAAGUUCCUGUCCUGCUAACUUGGCACUCCUAUACCACUAGGAAGACUCGUUAAGCUACUGGCAGCCAUUGAGAGAAGGGUCCUUGUUUGAAUACUCUUGAGAGUCCUCAUUGCCCUUCCUAUUACUCCAAUAGAGACUAUUUCUUUUAAUGUUUGUUUGCUUAUUAUUUAUUUACUUAUUUGAGAGAGAGGCAGAGAGAGAAUCUCAAGCAAGUUCCAUGCUUAGCACAGAGCCCAACGUGGAGCUCUAUCUCACAAUCCUGAGAUCAUGACCUGAGCCGAAAUGACAAGAGCCGGAUGCACCCCAACUUUAUUUUAUUUCUAAUUAAUGAAGAGACUAACAGGUUUAAUCAGGGCUUGGUCAGUCUCUGGCCCUUACCAGCGAAGCAGCCCUGUGCACAGGACCUCACCACACCAUGUUUACAAUGCAGGAUCAGGACAGAACUUAGUACUAAACCCUGUAUUCUUCUAUGUUUGCAUUCAGUGUACUUAGUGAUACAAGAGGAACACUAGGUAGACGCAGCGCUGACCAGGUUUGGCCCAGGAAAUGAGGAGGAGGAGGAGGAGGGCCCUCGUGGUGUUAUCUGAUGCUGCCAUCAGUAUACUCUGGGAGAGCAUGUUAUUUCACAGCCUUGCAGCAUACGUCCUGUCUUUUUAUUAACCUGUGUGAACCUUUUCAUUUAUUUAAAUCACAAAUUUAAAGAAGCAAAAUAAAGACAGGAAGUGAAAGUCUCCAUGUUGUGGUGCUUUAUCUAAACAACUAGCUUUCAAAGAGUAAAAGCAUAACCCAGAAAGCCCUUAUAAGACAUCCUCGUUUCAUUAGACAUUUCAGCUCCCUUUAUCCGCCCCCCCCCCACCCCCCCGGAGUGUUAAGAAACAGAUGGCUCGCCAGUGUGGAGUGGUUCACCGUUCUUUCACUCAUUCGUUUUACUGAUAUUUGAGUUUUGCCAUAUGUAAGGCAUAACGAAUUGGCAGAAACAGUUUCUACCCUCUUCAAGGGCAUCUUGCUCUCAUAUCCCUGCACUUACUAUACUGUUGAAAAUUGAUGAAGAAACUCUUAAAAAAUAUUCUAGCUGAAACAGUACCAGUAUUCUGUCUUUCUGGUACUCUGACAUACAGUUAAUGUUUUCCCUCAGUGACAACUUUUAGUACUCUUUUUUGGAAAAGUUAUUCUGAUUUCUCUCUAAUUUUAGGAGAACUUUUGCAGGUGCACACCCACAUAGGAUCAGUGAUAACCAGAUUGCUGGCUAGGAGUGACUCUGCUGAUAAACUAUUGUGAAAAACAAAUCAGAGAGAUAGUACUUUUAGGUUUGCUUGAAAGCAAGAUCACAAGUACUGGAUCUUUUUAGGAGAUUGUGGUGAAUGGGACUGAGCCUCUGUUUCAUGUCUGUAAAUGUUGUCUUUUACAAAUAUGUUAAAAUAUGUUAGAAAAUUAGCCAAAUAAUGGCUCUCCAUUGUUUUUGCAUUGUGGAAGUGCAGUUCCAGACCUAGCCCAGCUACUGUGAUGAUUCGGCUGGCUUGAGGCCAAGGUCUUCUUCCCGACCCCAGCAGAGAGGCACCUCUGUCUUAGCUGGCGGGGUGGCACUUCUGUGCUUUGAGAGGGCUUGCCUGGCCUGUAGCCAAGUAGAACUUAGGUCCCAGGGCUCAUAGGUACUGCAGCUGUUGGUGAAAAGCUUAAGGAAGGCUGAAGCACACAGGCAACACCUCAGUCCUUAUGGACCUAAAGGCCGUCUCUCCUUUGCCAGAACCACUUUCUUGUCCCCUAGCAGACGUAGCCUUUGAAAGCGUUGAGGACUGUGCAAGUUAGGUGGGCCCUGGGGAGCUGGCCUUUAGACCUGGAGUCAGAUGCAGGACUUCUCCUCAGAUUUGAUUAUUCAUAGCUUCUGUUAGCAUAGAUAAAUCCAGCCUUGCUGCUAGUCCCUACGUGGUGAGAGAAGGGUAGCCUUCUGCAUCAGACUCCUCUGAGUUUUGCUGUCAUGCCGACAGCCUCACUUUUCUCUUAAUCCAUUCAUUUCAGGGCUCUCUGGUAAUUACCAUCUGAUGCACCUAUCCCUGUUUUCCUUAUUCGUAGAGGCACAACUGUUCUAGGAGAGGUGUCAGUUGAUGUCAAGUUAGUUAAAAUAUUUGGCAUUUGCUUUUCCAAUGGUUAGAGGUUGAAGAGUUGCUAGGCCCCAGAAGAGAAUGAACAUUAUCUCUGUUGCCAACCCCUGCUUUUAGGCUGGGGUAGGAGACAUUAGCCACCAGGACCUGUUACACUGGGUCCUGGAACUCCAGUGCAACCUGAAAUGUGGAUGGGCCUCCCGUUUCGAAUAUACCUCCAUCCCACUGUUAGGAAAGGCACUUCCUGCUUGGCCUCCUGCCAUAGGGCGCCCUGGACACGCUGUUCUUGGAAUCUCUGCCAGGCUUUUCCUCCACAACUGGUAUUGCAUUGCCUGUGUUCUGUGAUCCAUUUGUGACACCUAUAAUCCUGCAUGUGGGGAGUCUAGAUGAUAAAAUCGUUUUGAAAUAGAGUUGGCUUCCUCUCCCUUCCUUGAAGGGAUGGUAGUUAAUUUGGCAGGGUGUGGGGUGAGUGAGAAUAGAGUUUGUUCCUCAAGCUACCUUUCUGCACCAAUUAAAACAUCAACAACUUCCAAUAUGCCAUUCUCUGGGUGAAAGGGAAUUAGAUAGCAUUUUUUCCCCCAAAAGGCAUGGAACCUCAGCUAUUAGGUAGAAGGUCAACAAGUUCAUGAUCUAAGCUAGUUACACACAACACCGGAUGUCACUCAGGACACUCAGGUGGAACUCUGAAGAUGCCCAUUAUGUCUUUGUCCCUCUCCCUGCCUUUAUGUCUUUUACAGGACCCAUUUAUUUACCUGUAAAAUGGGAAUGUGCUGCAGUUCUUGGCAAAGGCACGAACUCCCUUCCCUAAAGCACUCUACACAAGUCACAAGGCUAGUAGUACCUGCUUUAGAAAGGCCCAUGUGAAGUGGGUGGAGCUUUGGUCUGGAAGACAGUUACAUUUAGGGAAAAAUACUUCAUAGACAACAAAUGCUGUUCGUUUUUCAGGUUUUCAUUUCUCUGUGCAUUUUUUCCUGCACAGAGACCUUUGAGCAUUGUAUUAGUUCUACAUCUUAUGGGGAUCUAGGGCUUUAUUGCUUUCCUUGGGUUGUUCCAGAUGAAUAAAUGCUGGAAAGUACUGAGCACAGCUUGUUUUAAGCUUCCAUACUUUCUACAUCUGGUGUGUGUGACCUCCAACCAGGCCCUGUAGAAUGGAGUCCGAGAGCCCUUCGCUCCCCCAACCCACCCUUCCUUGUUAAUCAGGUGGUACCAUGGCCGCUGAGAUAGUUACAGCGUCAGCUUGCCUGCUGGAGGUGUGGUUGGCUUGAGGGGUGGCAGACAUGUGGCCAUUUUAAACACCUUUUUUUUAAAAACAAAAAAUGUUUAUUUUGAGAGAGAGAGACAGAACAUGAGUAGCGGAGGGCCAAAGAGAGAGGGAGACACAGCAGGCUCCAGGCUGCUAGCUGUUAGCACAUAGCCCAGUGCAGGGCUAGAACUCACAAACUGUGAGAUCAUGACCGGAGCUGAAGUUGACCGACUGAGCCACCCAGGUGCCCCGACAUGUGGCCAUUUUCAACACACUGCUCUUACCAGUUCUGUGCCCUUGAUUCGGUUACCUCUCUGAGUCUGGCUUGUCUUAGUGGAUCUUUGUGAGAACUACAGAGAAUAUGUUACAGUGCCACAGCAGCACCUGGCAUGGGAUUGAUGCUCCAUCCGUGUUGGCCUGCCUGCCUCCAAAUCACCUUGUCAGGAUUUUUGGUUCAGUGAUGCCAGCCACCAAGCAGCUAGACACACACUUCUGGUCUUUUGAGGCUUUAUGUGGGUGAGGGGAAAAAAGCAGAAGCAAUUUUAGUACCUUCCACUGAGAACACUAUAGAAACUUUAAUCUCAUGUUCCCUAUUCUUGGCAGCUUUGACCUCUGGCCUAAGCAUGACCAAAGGGCAUUCUUUCCAUUCUUUCAUGGAGUCCUGUUUUUCAGCCUCCUAAGUCAGGUGCUGUGUUGACUCCUAGAACUUUAAAUUCUGGGAAGAUUUAGAGAGGAACCUGAUGAGAUCCUGUGAGGGGAAGGGACCUUACUCAAGGUCAGUUGAUGAGGUGGUGCAAAGCUGGGAGUAGAACCCAGAUCCCUUUCUCCCAGUUCUGCAUGACCUAUACCCCACUGUAGUGGAAACAGGGAGGGUCUUACAUCUCUAGCCUAACCACCUCCAGAGAGCCCAGGCCUAAGCAACUGUUUUAAAAAUUGGUUUUGGAAGAGCCAGUAGUCUUGUGACUUAGGGGUAUCUGACACCUCAGGCAGUAGUCUGGGAAAUACCUGUCCUCUUUUAGCUACUAAGUCACCAAGAGUUUACUGGGGACCUGUUGGGCUAAGGAGGUGGAAGCGAACAAAACAAAGUCACACUGAAAAGGAUUCUAAUCACUGGCCACCCUGCAGCCAAGCACUGUUUUCCCUCCACAAAGAAAUGUAUUAUUUGGGGGUGGGGGGUGCCUGGGUGGCACAGUCAGUUAAGCAUCCAACUCCUGAUUUUGGCUCAGGUCAUGAUCUCACGUUUUGUGAGUUCAAGCCCCACGUCAGGCUCUGCACUGAUGGCAUGGAGCCUGCUCGGGAUUCUCUCUCUCUCCUUCUCUCUCUGCCCCUGCCCUGCUCAUGCACUCUCUCUCAAAAUUAAAAAAAAAUGUUUUUUUAAAAUGUCAUUUUUUUAAAAAGACAACCAAAUUCUGACUGCCCACAUCCCAUCAAGCUAAUAGAAAAUUUGAUAUUCAUCACUUUUAUGCCUUCUCACCCCGAAUUUUGUCUAGAUUCAGGAUUCUUAACAUAGUUGUCAAGCAUUAGGAAAUACCCUCUGGUCAUUUGUCAUGGUUAUGGCAGAGGCACCUGCUCUUGGUACCCAUUUGGUCCCUUUGGUCCAACGGCCCUGCUGCUUCUAGGCCACUUUGAGGAGUAGGACCCUAGUGAGGCUGUCACCAGUUAACUGUUGCCCUCCUAGGUCUUGGCAUUGACUGGUCUUUCCAGGGAGCACGCUCCAGGAGGAGGGUGGGAAGGUGGAGGGAGGCACAGGUCGUUCUCCGGCAAGUUCAUGCAGUUGCUCUUGGUGUUAGCAUAUCUUAGUGUCUCAUUCUUAACAUGAGGGGAAAAUGAGACAUGAAAUGAAGCCUUUUCCCCCAGUCAAGCAGCACAGAAAAUACCCUUGGGAAUUGAGAAGAAACCCUUAUCGUGUGGCAAGGGGAGAGGCAACGUGGGGAGAACAGAAAUUGGACUUGGGUUAGAACCUUGUCUCUGCCUUUUACUACCCCUGUGACUUUGAACAUGUCUUUUAGUCUCUGCAGUCAAUGGGCAUAGUUAAAUGAGCAUACUGACACUCACCUGGCUUUCAGGGUGAGGCUUAGAGACAAUGUAUGCAAAGGUCCUCAUACCAUGUCUGUUAUCUAUAGAUAACAGACAGUUGCCAUUUCUGCUACAGUAUUGUUGUUACUAUAAGGGUCAUUAGCCAGAAGUCGCCUACAUCUGAAGUUAAGGUGCAGAAACCAGCAUACAGAGAUCUUUAGCAGAGAGGUGGAGACAUUGUCCACAGGGGAGGAAGGCUUUGUGAACUGGGUGGAGGAAAGUUGGCACUGAUUGAUCUAGAAGCUGAAAAAUGAGGAUUACCCCCCUAGCCUCUCCUCUCUUUGGAUGGUGUGAUAGAGUGAGAACACUUAGCAACUUGAAAUGCUGAUGUUUGGCCUCUGAGGUUUUGCGUGGCAAGGAAAACCCACAGGCUUUGUCUGUGCCUUGGGGUUUUCUUCUGGCUCACGGGGAACCAGGGAUUCUUUUACUUGUUUUGAUUGUCUAAUUGUACCUUCUCUGUUUACCAUCACUGACUAUGUUCACUCUC